Saccostrea cuccullata (small rock oyster) is the source of this 1742-nucleotide messenger RNA. Its product is annotated as inverted formin-2-like. NCBI's taxonomy places the organism in Eukaryota, Metazoa, Mollusca, Bivalvia, Ostreida, Ostreidae. The transcript is spliced from 6 exons. Gene Ontology annotation, biological process: actin cytoskeleton organization. The annotation marks the transcript as partial. Gene Ontology annotation, molecular function: actin binding; small GTPase binding. The record is from RefSeq and is a predicted model, not a curated record.
AUAACGCGAACACUGUAUCAUUUGAGUGCGCAUACAUCGUAAAAUAUUCGGCGAUAACAUAAGUUUUUCAAAGCGGGUUAUUAAGAGUGUGUGCCUAUACGUCUUAAAUGUAUCGAUUGAGUGGGGUUAUUUGCCUCAGGUUUUGAAAACGUGAAGGAUAAAAUUAAAGGUGUUUCGCCCAUAAAUUGUUUAACCUCUCGGAUUUGAUAAUAAUGACUUCCAUGAGAGAAGAAUCUAAGGGUGGAAGAUUCAACAAGAAGAGGAAACAGCAAAGAAUAAAACGAUACAGAUCCGACGGCUUUGUGGUGGGGAGGGAAUUUUCAGACGAUGAACUGGAUGCACCGGAAGGGUCCUCGGAUGCCAUCCAUUUUCUGGACUGGCUCCGGAACCCUUCCCUCCAGAAUUUGGUCAAACUCAGAAAGAGUAUCAAACACAAUGAUAGUGACUGGAUGACGGAAUUCCUGGAGUUUGACGGUCUGGGAUUGUUGUUUCAAUGUCUGAAGAAUCUCAGCUCCAGAGAGACCGUGCAUUUGUCUGAGAUGGUUCUGAGAUUAGAGUGUAUUAUGUGUAUCAGGGAAGUGGCCAACUCACAAACUGGACUGGACUGUCUACUGAAGACCAAAGGUCGCAAGGACAAUAUCUUCGGGAGGAGGUUUGCCACAGCUUUGGAGAACAAAAACCUGAUGGUGAAGAUGCAGAUUUUUGAAUUGUUGUCAGCCCUUUGUGUCUACUCUAAAGAGGGCUUUUAUCUGACCCUAGACGCACUGGAAACUUAUCGCACAUGGCGGAAGCUUCCAUACCGUUUUAGUAUAUUGGUCAAUGAGCUUCGAACAGCAAACUUGGUGACGUACCGCACAACUAUCAUGGCGCUUAUCAAUGCCAUAGUGGUUGCCAAUGAAAACCUCCAAGAAAGAGUCCGAAUACGGAAUGAUUUUGUAUAUAUCAAUAUUUUGGACACUAUUGUGGUAUUACGUGAAGAGAAUGAUGUAGACUUGAAUCUCCAGUGUGACAUUUUUGAGGAGGAGUUAAGUGCCGACUUGGAGGCAAUGGAAGAGUUAAAACAAGCGGCUAAUGUCGACAUUGGUGAUCCACAAGCUCUGUUCAAAGCAAUAAAUUCACGUGUAGAAAACUCACCGUUGUGUUCAUCAUUCCUCAGUGUUUUAUACAAUUUAUUUCAAAUAGACACUAGUCAACCUCGUAGUGAACAGAUCUGGUGUUCCAUAGAAAAACUCGUACAGCAAGUUCUUCAAGCAGACGACAAUAGAGGGACAAAGUCGUCUGUAAGAAGAGGGUCCUCUCUACAUUUAAUGUCUACAAUACACAUAGAGAGCAAGGAACAUAAAGGAACUCAAACAGAAUGGGACACAACAACAGCUCCAAAUCUCUCUGGGGGAGGUCUACUUCGAGGAAAAAGUCUAUCAACAGAAGCCAAACAUACAAUUUCUGACAGGCUGAAGCAAGCAACAGCACAAUACAGGACAGUGCAGACGUCAUCCAUAGACUCAAUAGAAUCUGGUGCAAUUAUCACAGCUCCACCACCGCCUCCACCACCACCUCCAGCCCCCGGGGCGCCUGCCCCUCCUCCGGCCCCACCACCUCCGCCUGGAGUGGGUGCACCGCCACCACCUCCUCCACCACCUGGUGUGGGCGUACCUCCACCACCACCACCUCCCCCUGGUGGUAUCCCACCUCCUCCUGCACCACCUGGUAUUGGAGGAGCACCUCCACCACCACCUCCUCCU